Phialemonium atrogriseum is the source of this 1287-nucleotide messenger RNA. RefSeq lists its product as uncharacterized. The coding region runs from base 1 to 1287 and encodes 428 amino acids. Lineage: Eukaryota; Fungi; Ascomycota; Sordariomycetes; Cephalothecales; Cephalothecaceae. The record is from RefSeq and is a predicted model, not a curated record. The transcript has a single exon.
AUGCCUGCCGGUUCUUCCGAAGCCGAAUUGUUGGUCUCGAGCCCUGUCUCGGAACCGCCUCCCUUUCGCCGGUCCACGCGCCACGCAUCGAUGCAGGCGUCCCGGCAGCUGUCAGGCGAGGUACCACUGCAACACGACAUUGACCAGGUGGUGACGGCGUUCAAGAAGGCCGUGGCUGAGCACGGGAAGUCCAGGGAUGGGUUGAGACUGGCCUGGCACCGAGUCAUCGACGCAUACCUGCGGCUCAAGCCAUCCGAUCCCGGCGCCUUCGGCAGCUGGGCGAGGGACACCAUCGGCGACCAGUACCUCGUCGACGCUCUCCCGCACAUCUUCAGCAACGAGUUCACGAGCAACCGCACCUCCCGCUACAUGGUCAAGGCCGCCAAGUACCUCCGCCUUGCCCACCCCGCCUUUGCCGUGCUCUACCUCGGGACGCUUGUUCGGACCACUCGCACGCUCGACAUCAUCGCCGGCUGGAUCGAGGCGUACCCAAAGCUCAGCUUCAGGGUCGACAUUUACCCCCGGAUCAUCGACGCCUAUCAGGCACGGAUCACCAAGAGCAAGAAGCUGGGACCUGUUGGCGUUGCCAUCUUCGCCGACCCUCGAAUCACCAAGGGCGGACUCAAGCCGCAGGACAUCACCGCGGCAGCUUUGAACUGUGAGUUUGUUCCCGUUUCCAUGUUGCCCAAGCCCCUGACCUUGUCGAUAACAACGACUCUGCCCACAGACGCGAGGGAGAAGGAUCCCGGUGGACUCGUCGAGUUCAAGAAGAAGCUCAACGCCACCACCAAGGCGAAGAAGGAGGACGCAACGUCGGGUGCCGACGGGUCCCAUGACGCGUCGAGUGACGAGGACGAUGAUCAUGGCGGAGACCAGGAUGGGGUCCCGGGCCAAGAUGGAGUCGAGGAUGAGGAUGGAGUCGAGCCUCACGACGGAGCCGAGGAUCGGGAUGGAAGCGCGGACCACCGCCGCACCGCUGUCUCCGAGGACAUCGAAGAACCCCGGGCCAGUGCCUCGGACGCCUGUUUCGCCCCCCAGACCCGACCUGUCCGCAUUGUCAUGGCCGGCAGCCUCCCACGCAGCAAGCCCGAGCAGCAGCCGCACACCCCUCAGCAACAUGUUGAGACGCCCAGCGCCGAGCAGCUCCCCCCUAUCGAGCGCGAUGGGAGCACCGUCCCAUCGGACUUCGACGACAUGGCCCUCGGAUCGGAUGACGACAUGGUCUUUGGAUCGCCGGUUGUUGCUCCGGUCACUCCAGUCACCAAGGUUCCCGUGGCAGUCGGCUAG